Messenger RNA from Brienomyrus brachyistius, 2643 nucleotides. RefSeq names its product polymerase (DNA directed), alpha 2 (gene pola2). Gene Ontology annotation, biological process: DNA replication initiation; DNA replication. The record is from RefSeq and is a predicted model, not a curated record. Lineage: Eukaryota; Metazoa; Chordata; Actinopteri; Osteoglossiformes; Mormyridae. Bases 315 to 2129 code for a protein of 604 amino acids. The transcript has 18 exons. Gene Ontology annotation, cellular component: alpha DNA polymerase:primase complex. Gene Ontology annotation, molecular function: DNA binding.
AUUUUUUUUCUAGCGACAGCAGGGACAGAAGGGAAUUGUAAUUGUAUAUUUAUAUUCUGUUUAUUUUAUAGAGUGUUAACUAAGAUACAUAGUUACACGUUGUUUGUGUGGUUAACAUCCUCGUUUUGGUGUUUUCCAAUUAAACACAUUGCUUGACGAUUGCUCUAAAUUUGGAGUAUACUUAGCUAGCAGCUCGUGUACCGAAGAUCGGACAGUUGAUGAAUAUUACUAGUAAAAGCUACCAGCAAGUGUUUCUGGAUUCUCAUAAGAGCCUGACUACUUUGAUAGUUCGCUAGUUAUUUUGGUGUAAAGGGAUGGAAGCGGUCAAUGUGGAAAGUCUCAAGGAGGAGUUAGACCUUUUCGGUAUUGCGAUUUCGGAUGAGGCGGUACUGGAGCGAAUGCAAGAGCAGUGUCUCUGCCAUGGACUGCAGAUCAGCGAGAUCACCGCAGAGUGGAUAGCGUAUAGCACCACCAGGGGAAAAGUGAAUCUCAACCUGGAUGCGCUGGAGCAGUUUGAGCACGAGGUACUCAGAAAGAGAACAAAAAAGCAGAACACAUCUAAGAAGGCAGAACCGAAGAACAUAAUCCGAGAUGUAAACUCACUUCAAGAUCUGAUUGAAGCUGAGGAAGAAGAUGAAAACCUACUGGACUCGUACUCCACCCCAGCCAAGGGGUCUCAGAAACGCGCCCUGACAACCCCAGAGCAUCCUCGUUCAAAGAGGAGUGCAGCACUGAUGACCAGCCCCCGAACGCUCCUCUCACCCGCCAGUUUCUCUCCCAGUGUAACCCCCUCUCAGAAGUACAGCUCACGCGCGGCUCGCGGAGAGGUGGUCUCCACAUUUGGUGUGGUUCAGGGCACCCGCUGGACUGGCCAGAAGAGGAAGGAGCCGCUACGGGUGGAGCUGCUGGAGGGACAGGAGAACUUGCUAAGGAACAGCUACAAGUUCAUGUUCCAGAACCUUCGAGACAUCCGUACCGUCCUGAGUGACAAGGUUGAAGAACUAGGAGAAGAACUGAAGUCCCACUUCAGUAUUGAAGAGUUCUCCUCGGUCUCAGUACCUACACAGGACACACUGACCAUCCUGGGGCGGGUGUGCUGUGACAGCAACGGGAAGCUCAACGCCCAAUCCGUGCAGCUGGAGCCAGGGCAGGAGAGAGGAGGGCGACCGGUGCCUGUGGACCUGUCCGAGCUCAAGGAGUACUCGCUGUUCCCAGGGCAGGUGCUCAUCAUGGAUGCGAUGAACACUGCAGGAAACCGACUGGUUCCCACCAAACUGUAUGAGGGGGUGCCCCUGCCCUUCUAUUCUGUGGAUGAAGAGAAGCAGGACAUGUCAGAAGAGUGUGACCCCAUGAUGGUCAUGGUCGCUUGCGGACCAUACACACCUUCUGACAGCCUGAGCUAUGACCCCCUGAUCGACCUCAUCAGCAUCAUUGUCCGGGACCAGCCAGACAUGUGCAUCCUGUUUGGCCCCUUUGUGGACUCUAAACAUGAGCAGAUCGAGAAAUUCCAACUGACAGAGACAUUUGAAAAUUUAUUCUCCAGAUGUAUGAAGAGUAUAUUAGAGGGAACGAGAGGUCUGAGGUGCCAUUUUGUCUUCGUGCCAUCCCAGAGAGAUGUCCACCACCUGUUUGUUUACCCCCAGCCGCCUUUCACCUCGUCUAAUCUCAGCAAGGAGGACAUGGAGCGCGUCUCCCUGGUGUCUGACCCCUGCACGGUGCUCGUGGAGGGCGUGACCUUCAGCCUCACAUCCACGGACAUUCUCUUCCACAUGGGGGCUGAGGAGAUCAGCAGCGUGUCUGGCUCCGACCGCUUCACACGCAUCCUAAAGCACAUGCUGACACAGAGAAGCUAUUACCCCUUGUACCCUCCAGCAGAGGAGGUCAACCUGGACUAUGAAAAGUUCCAGUAUUAUGGCCAGUUGCCUCUCACGCCUGAUGUGUUGGUUGUACCCUCUGAGUUGCGCUACUUUGUUAAGGAUGUGAUUGGCUGUGUGUGUAUCAAUCCCGGCCGACUGACUAAGGGACAGGUGGGUGGGACUUAUGGAAGGCUGCUCAUAAAACGUUGUCCUCCGCUCGCUGAUGGGAAGAGGCAGAGUCCCUGUUUGGCCUGUCAGGUGGUGAAGAUCUGAUCUGCAUUCUCUCAUUAAUCAAAGUGAUCUUUCGUCCUUGAAAAAGACUGUGUGCUCAUGUUAACAUUGCUAUCUGUGGUCCAUGUGAAGCAUGUGUUGGUGUAAUUUACUAAACUUCCAGCAGUGCUGGUAAACAAUGUUGGCAAAUGUACUUGAAGCCCAUUGGCACACCAGAUAAAGUGUCUUAAAUUUAGUUCUAUAAUGGCACGAUAUUGUAAAAAGAUAUCCAUAUUUAGGAUAUUUUGUAAUUCUGUAGCUUAUUCAAUAAAUUAUUUUCCUAUUUUGCAUAUUUUUUUAUGCAAGUGAUUUCCCUACUUUGAUUUUACGUUUGGUUGGUGCCUUGAAAAUGAAGUCCUUGAUGAAAUUUGCAGCUAAUGAACAGGUAACCUCUUCGAAAUGCAAAUUUUUAUGGUAAGCAAGUCAUACCCUAGACAACACAGAAUAAGUGUAUAUAUACCAAAACUUAACUGUAUAUGUUUCUUUUUCUUCUAUGAUUAAAGUACCCAUCCAUCCA